AACAGAGACUAAAGAAGAAAGACGCUUACUGAAUAAGGUGGGAUCCAACAAGAGUGUAGUAUGGAAUGCAAUAGCUUAUGAAUUACUUUUUUUCUGAGGGAGCUCAACAGAAUGACACCUAAGAAAGGGAAAGUCUUUGACACUUGGUACGUUUGUGAUUUUUGGUCAUUACUUGAAAAUUAAUAAGUUUGAAAUCACUACUCUUAGAAAUGGAAGAAAGUGAUGACUCUAAUCAGCCUAUCUCAGCGUGUAGGCAAGAAAUUCGAAAGAGAAGAUGACCCAGCAAACCAAUGGUAGGCAAAUCCCAGCAAACUGAUGUAAUAGAGAAAAAGAAACACAUGGCCAUACCAAAAUCAUCUAGCCCCAAAGCUACCCAUCGUAUUGGUAAUACUUCUGGAAGCAAAGGCAGCUACUCUGCCAAAGCCUAUGAGUCUAUUAGAGUAUCUUCUGAGCUUCAGCAAAUUUGGACAAAGAGAAAGCAUGGACAGGAAAUGACUAGUAAGUCUCUCCAGACAGACACCAUUGUAGAAGAGAAAAAAGAAGUCAAGUUAGUUGAGGAAACCGUGGUACCUGAAGAAAAGUCAGCUGAUGUUAGAGAAGCUGCUAUUGAAUUGCCAGAGAGUGUUCAGGAUGUAGAAAUUCCACCAAACAUACCUUCAGUUCAACUAAAAAUGGACAGAUCUCAGCAGACCAGCCGUACAGGAUACUGGACCAUGAUGAACAUCCCCCCUGUAGAAAAAGUGGACAAGGAACAACAGACAUACUUUAAUGAAUCAGAAAUAGUGGUUAUUUCCAGGCCAGAUAGUUCUUCUACAAAGUCAAAGGAAGAUGCCCUGAAACAUAAAUCGUCGGGAAAGAUUUUUGCUAGUGAACACCCUGAAUUUCAACCAGCAACAAACAGCAAUGAAGAAAUUGGGCAGAAAAGUAUCAGCAGAACUUCAUUUACUCAGGAGACUAAAAAAGGUCCCCCGGUACUUUUAGAAGAUGAGCUUAGGGAAGAAGUAACUGUACCUGUUGUACAAGAAGGUUCUGCUGUUAAAAAAGUGGCUUCUGCUGAAAUAGAGCCUCCAUCAACAGAAAAAUUCCCAGCUAAAAUACAGCCUCCAUUAGUUGAAGAGGCCACUGCUAAAGCGGAGCCCAGACCUGCUGAAGAGACCCAUGUCCAAGUACAGCCAUCAACUGAAGAGACUCCUGAUGCUGAGGCAGCCACUGCAGUUGCGGAGAAUUCUGUUAAAGUUCAGCCUCCACCUGCUGAAGAGGCCCCUUUAGUGGAGUUUCCUGCUGAAAUUCAGCCUCCAUCAGCUGAAGAGUCUCCUUCUGUAGAGCUUCUUGCUGAAAUUCUGCCUCCAUCAGCUGAAGAGUCUCCUUCAGUAGAGCUUCCUGGUGAAAUUCGGUCUCCCUCAGCAGAAAAGGCUCCCAUUGAAGUACAGCCUUUACCAGCUGAGGGCGCCCUUGAAGAGGCCCCAGCUAAAGUAGAGCCUCCCACUGUUGAAGAGACCCUUGCUGAAGUUCAGCCUCUAUUACCUGAAGAGGCUCCUAGAGAAGAGGCUCGAGAACUUCAGCUUUCAACAGCUAUGGAGACCCCUGCAGAAGAGGCUCCUACUGAAUAUCAGUCUCCAUUAGCUAAAGAGACCACUGCAGAAGAGGCCUCUGCUGAAAUUCAGCUUCUAGCAGCUACGGAGCCUCCUGCAGAUGAAACUCCUGCCGAAGCUCGGUCUCCACUAUCUGAGGAGACUUCUGCAGAGGAGGCUCAUGCUGAAGUUCAAUCUCCAUUAGCUGAAGAGACCACUGCAGAAGAGGCCUCUGCUGAAAUUCAGCUUCUAGCAGCUAUAGAGGCUCCUGCAGAUGAAACUCCUGCUGAAGCUCAGUCUCCACUAUCUGAGGAGACUUCUGCAGAAGAGGCUCCUGCUGAAGUUCACUCUCCAUCAGCUAAGGGAGUUUCUAUAGAAGAGGCCCCUCUUGAGCUUCAGCCUCCAUCAGGUGAAGAGACCACUGCAGAAGAGCCCUCUGCUGCAAUUCAGCUUCUAGCAGCUACAGAGGCUUCUGCAGAAGAGGCUCCUGCUGAAGUUCAGCCUCCACCAGCUGAGGAGGCCCCCGCUGAAGUUCAGCCUCCACCAGCUGAGGAGGCCCCCGCUGAAGUUCAGCCUCCACCAGCUGAGGAGGCCCCCGCUGAAGUUCAGCCUCCACCAGCUGAGGAGGCCCCCGCUGAAGUUCAGCCUCCACCAGCUGAGGAGGCCCCUGCUGAAGUUCAGUCUCUACCAGCUGAGGAGACUCCUAUAGAAGAGACCCUUGCUGCAGUACACUCUCCCCCAGCUGAUGAUGUCCCUGCAGAAGAGGCCUCCGUUGACAAACAUUCCCCACCAGCUGAUUUGCCUGAGGAGUUUCCUAUAGGAGAGGCCUCUGCUGAAGUUUCACCUCCACCAUCUGAACAAACCCCUGAAGAUGAGGCUCUGGUAGAGAAUGUGUCUACAGAAUUUCAGUCACCGCAGGUGGCAGGAAUUCCAGCAGUAAAAUUAGGAUCGGUUGUUUUGGAAGGUGAAGCAAAAUUUGAAGAGGUUUCAAAAAUCAAUUCUGUCCUUAAAGAUUUGUCUAAUACCAAUGAUGGACAGGCUCCCACUCUUGAAAUGGAAAGUGUUUUUCAUAUAGAAUUAAAACAACGUCCUCCUGAACUGUAGUCAGGUUGUACCUAAGCUAGCAAUCAGAAGCUACAUGGUUUUGGAAGAACAUACUUUAGAAAAGGGUGGGCAGCGGGAAGUAGCUUUGUCAAUAAGGCAAAUUAAAGGGGACCCCAAGACUUGGAAUACAGGUUGGAAAAUGAACAAUAAAAACUGUAGCAGCAUAAAA
This is a messenger RNA of Pan troglodytes (chimpanzee), 2844 nucleotides long. It is a transcript of the gene FSCB, whose product is annotated as fibrous sheath CABYR binding protein. NCBI's taxonomy places the organism in Eukaryota, Metazoa, Chordata, Mammalia, Primates, Hominidae. The record is from RefSeq and is a predicted model, not a curated record. Gene Ontology annotation, biological process: negative regulation of protein sumoylation. Gene Ontology annotation, molecular function: calcium ion binding. Gene Ontology annotation, cellular component: sperm principal piece; sperm fibrous sheath.